UCCCUUCUCAUGGAGGAAAUAAUUGUUGAGUCCCGAAGGCGGACAGUUCGAGAAGUGGUGCUGAGUUGACAAUCCUUGGCCGGUUAAAAAUCUGGGUCCGUUCCGGUUACUUAGAAAAUAACUAAUUUCCAGUUAGCCUGGGAGACAAUACCCCGCUCAAGUGAUCAAAAUAUCACUAAAUAAUUCUAUUCAACUGAGGAAUUAUGCCACAUUAACUUCUAAUAUACAGGAAUAUGUUACAAUAUAUCUACAAUGGCAACACUAACCUCCAAAAGUACUCAUAAGUAAGUCGUAGGCUCACUUCAGGAAAUAAAAAAACCCACUGACGUGCGCAGACAUCAAUUGCAUUUAAACAGAAAAUAAACCACAUUUCCGCAAGUUGGUCGUUUAGUCAGCCAGACAACCAUUUACACGUUUGUUGGGCCGCUGUCGGCAGCUUUUGCUCGGCGCGUUUGGGGUCGGCGUGGUGUUUGUUGUUCGAAGGGGCGCAUUCUAUGAACAUUGCAUUGGCGCCGGAAGUGGAUCGUUAUGAACUUUUACGAAAUUCAAUUUGUUAUUUAGCAGCUACUCGGCAAGUGCGGCACUUACUCGCCUACCCAUGCUCUGGGCCUCUUCGAGCAUUUAGCUGGACGUGUUCCGUGCGCCGCUGGCAGAAGUGCACAGACAAUUCGCCGUAAAUUGCAAAAUAUACUUGCAACUAAGUGUGCGUAUUGUGCGAUGCGGAUAAUUAUUGCUCGCGUUGAUGAUGUGUUUACGCUUUGUUGUUGAUGGUGCAAUGUGAGUCGCAACCCUUGUAAACCGCUAAUCUUCCUUGUAAUGUGUUGGCUCGUGCCAAAUUGCUUUCGGGUCGGUUGUGUUAUUGGUAGAAGACGAGUUUGUAAUUGUGUUCCGGUAUUUAAUAAGGCAUGUGGUAUUGGCGUCCAUAAUCCCGAAAUUUGGAAAAAAUUUAAUUUGUUCUUUGAUAAAAGUUCAUUUGAUAAUGGAAAAUGGUCGAGGUCGUGGUGGACUCACGGUGAGCUGGCGCAAACGGUAGCCAAGCCAGAAAUGUAGGUCAGGAAGGCUUUGCUAUAUUUUUGGUGGGAUUGGCAUUGAAUCGUCUACCAUCAGUUGCUCCCCUAGAGCCAAAUUCUUAAUUCGAACCUGUGCUAUCAACAAUAGAACAGUCUGCAGAAAAUUACCCCCCAAAAGCGGACAGCUUUGGUCAAUGAAAGUGAAAUUGUGUUCCGUCGGGGCAAUGCCAGGCCUCACUCAUCAAUAGUGACACGCCAGUAGCUUCGGAAGCUUGGUUGGAAGGUUCUUAAGCAUAGAUUUUAUAAUACGGUCCCAGCGAAUGAUUUUGACAAUUGAUAUUUCUGGAAUUGCAGACUAAUAGGCUGAUAGAGCUUAUCUUAACUUAGGCUCACUUAAAUAUAGUUAUACGUAGACAUGUUAUCAAAAUUUUCGGGAUCCCGAACUUCCACUACAUAUGUAUAUACACUGUUAGAAGUGCCACAUUACAAUGUGGAAUGCAAAUACAUCAUCUCCUUCCAGUAUUUAUUUAGACAUUAGAUUUAAAUCAUUACGGGCCCACAAUAUCGCUUACACAUUUACAUAUGUAAUAUACGAGUAUAAGUUACUUAAGUUGUUAAGUAGGCACUUAAGUACACUUGUUAUAGCGGCAAUUAAAUUCAAAUCAAACCUGUAUGUAUUAUGCAUGCGAUAAACAUUUUAUUAUGAAACCAGAGUUAUCUGCAUAUUAUUAUACCAUAUGUCCUUAAUCAAUCAACAAGAAUAGUCAGUUAACUGAUAUUCAAAUUCAAUAUUAUGCAGUAAGUUGUGAUGAAAGAUUUGAAAGUUAUUGCUUCGUAAGAGUAUUAAAAUAUUAUCACUAAAACUUACCCAAAACUUAAGUUUCAUUAAUGGUUAUCAGUCAUCAGUCGGAGAAAAUAUAUCACAAAGAUAAUGUACUUCUGCUUACCUCACCAUCGGGCUAAUGACGAUAUAAUACUGAAUCCACGAACCUGAUAGUCUUUGACUAUAGCUUGGCUUUAUUAAGACCUAACCUUUGAUGGUCAAGCGGGAUUAACAACAGUUACAUUUUAACUUGAUCUCGAGCUUAAAUUAGCCAACUCAUUUUAAAUAAGAAUAUUUCGUCAUCAGGUUCGAUCCGAAAAAUUAACAUUUACAUAUUAUUAGAAGAUCGGGCAAACUCGGAGCAAAAUGUUUUCGGAGGGUGAUUUCAACCAAUCUCCAUGCUCCGACCAUUGCCUUUCUGUCUCUAUUAUAAAAAGCGGACUCCAUACUGGAAAGCAGCUGAUUGGGCUGGAUAGCUGGACGUUAUUAAACAGCUGAAAAGUUUUGACAGUCGGGCUUUUGUCUAUUACUGAGUAAAUAUAUUUUUGGAAUACCAAGCUCAGUCAAAUUUAUUGGACUUUCUGUAGAUAGAGAGAACACAUUGAAAGCAGGGCUUCGAAAGCACUAAAUAUAGAACUUUUGCAGAAGAGCUAUUGCCCCAAAGUAGAGUUUACGACCUCACAUAGUUUAUUGACUGACCGCCCAAUACUAAUGUAUAGUGCAGUGGUAUGGUGGAUGGGAUUAACGGGAAAGUGCCGUAUUAAACACCUGGAACAGGUGCAACGAUCCUGCAUGUUGGGGAUUAUGGGCGCCAUGAGAUUACCUCCACAAAAGUUCUGGAGGUCAGUGAGGUAAGAGGCAAUGCUUACAAUCAGCCGGUUCAAGAUUUUAGGCCAUUGGAAGGCAUGGUAUCAUACACGAACUUAACACGAGUUGGCAUUGCGACCAUGUAACUGAGACCCAUGAGGAACAAAACACGUCGUUUUCAUUCCUCAGUAGAGAAGAUGGGACCAAUGGUUCUGCAAUCGGCAGUUCCAACGUUGAAAUCUACAUAUUCACUGACGGAUAAAUGAAUGAAACAGCAACAGGAGCAGGCUUCUUCUCUAAUAAUCCUUACACAGAAAGCAGCUUCAAACUGAAUGACUACGAUUCAAUCUUUCGGAUCGAAAUUGUGGGCAUAAUAGAAGCUACCAAGUAUUUUUCUGCUCAAACCUGCAAGUUGUGGAUAGCCAGGUGGCAAUUAAGGUUAUACUCGUAUAUAGUGACAAUAUUAACUUUCAUUGCGUGAGAUUAAGCAAGCAAGCAAUAACUAGACUUUUAGUAGGUAACUCGGUUAAUAUCGUCUGAGUACCCGGUCAUAUAGAAAUAGAAAAAAAUGAAAAGGAUUGUUUGAAGCAAUGAACCUUAGAGGAACAUUUCAGGUCUUCAAACACAAGCAACACAGAUCAUACCACAAACUUACGCAAAGGCUCCAAAAACCCGGCGUAAGUUCCAUUUCUUCAACUCCACGUGGGCUCCUUUAAUGAGAAAAGUUGGGCAAAUGAAUCAUCGGUGAGGUUGUGUAGUAUGCGCUGGAGCUCGCGUGUCAGAGACACUUUUACCACAAAACAAAAAAUAACAAACGGUAACAUUGCAACAGUUCGGACGGUCGCUAAGGCGUAACAAACAUUGUUACGAAACGGCGGAAAGGGAAGGGAAGGAAGGUGCAACCAGACAGGAAUAAGCAAGCCGGCAACUUAAACAGAUUUGUUUAGUUAUUCUACUUGGCGGCAAAGGAGGUGUGUGUUAAGCGUGUGUCGUCUACAUUAUGUUAACGGAAUGUGGGAAAUGACGAAGCAGUCGAAGACGAACAGAGCAUUUGAUGUGUCACAAUUUUUAUGUUGACGACAUUACGAGUUAGUAGUUUGUUUGAUGAGUAGAGUCGACCGGCUGCCUGCGACGCUUCAUGACUGGCAUUUGUGAAUGCCCGCAGGACGAACAUUUUGUCUUGACAUUUGAGCAAAUUUAACGAUGUCAAAGGAAAGGUGGCACUAGGGCUAGAGUAUUGAUAAAAAUCAAGCUUUUAGUCGUCGCACGGAAGUCAAUUUGAGACAAGCUAUUUGGAGCACGUUUUUUAACCAAAAAAAAAAUAACUAGUAGCACACUGAAGCCUGACGAUAUACAGUUUGUUGUGUUGUUUAGUUAAUGGAGGCUCACAUAUUCGCGUGGCACAGAACUUAUUGAAUAAAUGAAUAAUCAUUGCAUAAAUUAAAACUUUCGGUUAUGGAAAUGCUGAAAUCAUCAACAAUUUGGGAAUCCGCCAGUCGGCCGCUUUUUGUGCGCUCAAUUUGGCUGGAAGCGCCGAAAACUGGGCGUGCCGGUGCACAACGCCAUUUCAUACUGGACUACGAGCCAAGACAGCGGCGUAUACAUUCAAAGUCGGCGGCGAGCAUACGCAGAAAUAAGGCGCAUGCCACGUUGCAACAUUCACAUUCAUAUGACUUUGUUGGCGAAUGGCAGGAUCAUAAUCAGUGCAGAUUUGCGGAAGAGCCACAAAGAGAUUUAUUACUCAUUGUGCCAGCCAAAGUAGAGCCACCAGCUGCAGCAUCCACACAACAGACACAGCUAUUUCAACAAAAACAUUCAAACAAAACACUAUCCACUCAGGCGGGUCGUAACCAAAAACGCACGACACUUUUUUUUCGCCAUCGCCCACCGCGUCACGGUCCACUUCACGAGCUCUACGAGCUGUAUUCGCGCCACAGUUCACUACAAGAUCUACAAUCGACUCUGUCACAAGCGAACUCACAUGCGGAUGAGCGCCUGGCGGAGCGUGUACUUAAUUGGCUCGAUUUAGCUGGCAAGCGUAUUGACACCACUCAGCAGACUGAAGCUCAGAGAGACAUAAGUGAAAUGGGAAAGCGACCGAAAAAGCCAACAGCAAAGGCAAUAACAACACAGGCUCCACAAACUGCAACAGUUGCUACUACCAGCAACAAGGCGCAUACUCUGCGUUUCGCCAACACACAAACUCAGCCACACCCACAAUCACAAACCACUACAGCACAAUCGUCCUCCAAUGCAACACGUUCGCGUAAACAAGUACGCUAUGCAAGCGCUGUGCGCUCGGAACAAAUCCCAACAGCGAGCCAAACGGAUCAAACUCGAUCCGCAGAUCCCGUCAAACACAUCACAAUCAUCUUCGAUCGCGAGGGUGUGCCGGUGCGCUUCAAUCGACCGGUACGUAAUAUAGAUUUAUGUACCCUAAGCGCUAGUCCGAGCACAGUUCGUCGCAUGGCUGGUACUUUGGCUUCCGCACGGCUCUACAACGAAGGUGAGCGUUCUUUUGUACAACCAGCAUUGAAAACCGUCUCAGCGAAACAGCGUCGCUCCACUGAGUUGGAGCAUGGCGCAUAUGCCGCGAAGUCAAUGCAAAAACGAUCCCACGAUGCAGGUACCUACGAUGCCAAAAAACAACUGCAUAUUUUUAUGCCGAAUUUACCGAAGAAGGGCCUCUUAACAGCGGCCGGCACGAAUGACAGCGUUUGUGGCAGUGUCGAUGAUACGGUUAGUGGAUUGAGUAAUGUAUUCAGUGAGCUUUGUAAAAUUUAACGUGGCUUAAUUAAAUGUGUAUUUAAAGUGAAAUAUAUAUAUAUAUAUAUUCAAUAAAAUGCUCAAAAAGUUAAAACUACAACGGUAAAUUGAAAUAUAUAUGUAAAAUACAAAAAGAUAGAUAAAUAAGUAUUUUGGUAGCGGUAGUUCCGCAAAAAAUACGUACCGUAAAAUUUCAUUUUCUAGAAUCGAAUUUGAAAAGUUGUGAUGAAUGCGGUUCUGAGUCCUAAGUGCUUUUAUUAGUUUUGGAUAUCUCUUGUAUCAUGAAAAAGAAGGCAUGCCUUGCCUAUAAAGGCGUUAGAUUACCUUCAAUGUUAGCCGCUAAACAAAAUGACGUUCCGAAGACUUUUCGUAGGGCUCUUAUAUAUUUAGUUGAUUGUUGGCUAACCCUCAGGUUCCUUCUAAGUAUAUAAAGUGCAUUCGGCGAUUUUUACAAUAAGUGAAAUAAUUCAAGAGAAGUUCCAUUUUCCAUUGCGGAAUCAAAUAUCUGGUGCCGAAACGUUCAGAAUGUUGGAAAAGGUGAUAUUUUUUGUCGCGAGCAAGAGUUUUUCAUUGGUACAAAUUACUCAAAGAGAGAGUCGAGAACGCGUUGACGGCGAACCACGUCCAGGACAACCAUCAACAUCAACUGAUGAUCAAACGUCACUAAAAUAACGUUUGAGAAUCAACGAUUAACAGUCAGAGGUCUUAAUGGCAUCGUUGGAAUAUCGGAAGGAUCAGUGAAAACUAUUUUCAAAGAUUAUUUGGUCCCAAAGAAAUUGAAAGCCCAUUGGUUCGAAAACCCCUCAAUUUUUUUGAACAACAGUGUCUGUUAACGUCUGUGAAACAAUGCUUUCGAACUGCCAGGAUGUUAUGAAACGCAUUAUUACUGGCGAUGAGUCUUGAAUCUAUGCUUUCCAUCCGUAAAACGACUUUCAAUCGGUCAAAAAUUAAGGUUAAGUUUUCUUCGAUUAUCAAGGUAUACCACGAUAAUGUACCGUUGUGUACUGCAUCGAUUCUUCGUUAAUUUUUUGCCAAAUUUUCAACCAAUAUCGUGCCGCAACCAAAGUAUUCGCUUGAUUUAGCUCAGUGUGACUUCUAGCUAUUCAGCAAACUCAAACCGCUCCGGAGAAACACUUUUGAGUUAAUCAAGGGGAUUAUUUUGAGGGGAAAGACAUAGAUUUUAAAGAAUAAAUUAAGAAUUUUAAAAUUAUGAACAAAGUCUUUCUAUUUUUUGCUCAUAGUAUUACUACAGGUUUAUGUACUGCCUUAUAUAAAUAUGUACAAGUACACGUAGCAUAUUCCAACAGUCAAGGCUACAGUUGACACUGUGAAAUUAGUCAAGAAGCCAAAAUGAAAUCAUGCCAGAACACGUAAUGCUGCAUUAAGUCAACAAAGUAUGACAAAAGUUUACCUGCGGUUAUUUUUCGGCUUAAAUGCAAUUCGGUAAAGUUCGUAACUCCCGCAGAGCGAAUAUCGUAGAAAGUAAUUUGCCUUAGUACGAGUGCAUUUUACCGUUGAAUCGCAGCAAGACAUUGCAAAAAUCGUUUGCCAUUGAACGGCCAUGAACGCGGCACGCCCACCUUUAUUUAUGCGUACAUGUGUCUAGGCUGUGGUAAUGGGUUUAUAAAAAAGUUAAAGCACUGCAUGCCAUAAUACAUACGAGUAUAUGUAAGUAUGCUACUUUUCUAUAUACUCAGUACAUCAUUAUUUUAUUAUUAUUUCGUCACUUUGUAUUCACUCUUGGUUGGCUGGAAUGAUUGAUAUCAUGUCAAGAGUGAAUUAAAAUCUUUUAUUGUCUUGAUAAUUACUGCGCAAUACCGCAGAAAAAAAGGCUAAAAGGUCAGACAUUAGUAUACAUAUGUAUGUAUGUACAUCGAAUGCAGUAAUAUAUAGUACAUACAUUUAUAGGGUUAUGUGUUCUUAUUGCUAAAAACGGGUUAGACGAGCCUUGUGUGUCACCCAAGAGUUUUCCAAAUUUUGAUAAAGUGGCGCAAGCUUUUUAAGGGGCCAACCGUUAGUACUUUAUUAUAGAGUCCUGAAGAUAAAUCCAAUUAUUCUAAAAGCUUAUAUGUACAUGAGGGUGGAUGGCCUCAAGUUUUAGAUCCUCUUCAAUUAUUUUAUUGUUGAUUGUUUGUUGUUCUGUGGCUUGUGAAUAAAUAAAGUGAUUAUAUAGCUGAUACUUGUAUGACCUUCUAGAAGCGGUUGGGACAUUCCCUAAAAAUCAGGCAAGAUAUCACUAUUCCGAUAUUUUUACUGGAUUUUAAAAUAAUUUUUGGCGAAGUAUUGUGUAUAUCGGCGGGUGAGAACUAUUUAUCAGCUAUUUAUUACCAUAUCGGGCUAAAAACAUUGAUGAACCUCGCAAAAUUAUUCAAAAAAAUUUGAUUUUGAAAAGCAAAAAAAGUUACAAAAUUUGUAAAAAAAAAAAUUAUUUUCAAAAUAAA
Molecule: messenger RNA, 7847 nt
Organism: Bactrocera dorsalis (oriental fruit fly)
Lineage: Eukaryota; Metazoa; Arthropoda; Insecta; Diptera; Tephritidae
Exons: 2
Coding region: 4096-5424 (442 amino acids)
Source: RefSeq, a predicted model, not a curated record